GCUAUGAGGAUGACAACACAUCAAAACGGAAUAUACUUCCCAGUAAUGUGGCAUGUAGUUCUGCCUGCUUCGAGUGAAGCUAUUUUCUCAUUAAAUAAAACAGAAGUGAAGGGCAGGAAUGUAAGAGUCUAACGGAACAGUUUCCCAGGAAGGGGUUAAGUUAAAGAGACUCCUCCUACUAGUAUGUAAUGAAAUCUUAGCUAAUGCAUUUCAGACAUACUCGUAUCUCAUUCUUAAUAACGUAUAUCUAAGUCAUAAGGACCCAGAGGAAGCAGUGGGAACCAGCCAGAAACACGAUCCACCACCAUCAUGAUUUCCAAUGCCGUAAAAUCCAUGUUGAAGGAAGUAGAUUCUAACGGUACCCUGAUCCCUGUGUCCAGUCUGAACGACAGCUCUGGUAAACUGAAUCUCCUCUCACUCAUUGUGAAGACCAGGCCCAGAUGUGGAUGCUUCUGGCAGGAACCGAAAUACCAGUCCAGAGGCUUUUCCCUGAGUGAUGUGCUGAUUCCUGGAGAACCUGAAGACAACCCUUUAAACCCAGAUGUGAAGGAGUCUGACUUCGUGGACCACAGUGGGACAUUUGGUGACAAGAAAGAAAUUAACUCAGAAGGAAAUGUGGAGGGAUUGGCGGCUGAUUUAAAACUUAACUUGGGCUUAAAAAGCUUCAGCGAACAAGAGUCGUCCUUUGGCAGACUGAAGAAAGAGGAGGUGGAAGUGAAGGAGUUGGUUAACUAUUCGAAAAACAAACAUCUGAACAUGACCCACCCUGUGAUCAAGCAGACCCGGGAGAAGCCCAGGGCAAUAUUAGGGGUGUUGACGGAGAGGAUUAUGACAUCACAACCUUGCCCGGUCACAAACAAAGUCCGGAAGCGUGGCAAUGUAGGAGCCAACAUGAGCGUCCGCGUGGCCCUGAGCGUGAAGGCCUCUAUGAAGCAGAGCGGCAGUACUCAGACAGAUAGUGAUGUGUCGCUGAAGAUUCCUGAAUAUACUGUCAUUGCCUUCAGUCUGAUUGAACUCAAGGUCAAAUGCGAUGGAAAGUUUGAGCUGUGCCUCUUCGCCAACAAUGGGGGCUUUGAAAAGGUUAGGUCAAAUUACGAGAUUGAAGAGGAUGGAAUUAUGGACCUGGGAGGCGACUACGAUAUCAACAGCCCCCUAAAUCUGAACAAAGAACUGAAGAAACUGAGUGAUCAUUUCCAGCUGCUGUCAGUCCUGCCAGCAGCCACACGUUCCUCCCUGCUCCAGCUCCUCAAGACAACCAUGGAGGACAGAGAGGCAGUCAGUGUGCUGGAGAGUGUGCUGGAUCAGAUGUGUGAUGGUGAGACUCCUGACCUGGGUGAUCUGGAAGAGUCUGAGAGGGAAACAGUCCAGGCCAUACAGGAUCUUGUAGACCAAUGUGUUGGGAAGGAUGAGGACGAGAUCAGAUCCUCUCUUCUCAGUGCUGUCCACCUCAUUGUCAGUGCCAUGGACGGAAUGACAGAUGAGGGUCUGUUUGUGUUGGGAUCGUGUUGCAGUCCUCCAGUCUUACAGGCCCUGCAGAUCCUGGUGCAGCAUGUGGCAGCAGGGAGUGGAGAGACCCUCUCUCUGAGAGAUGCAGGUCUGGCUGUUCUGACUGAGGAGGAGGUGUUUGGGAGGACAGAGAGUCUCUUUGGUCACUCUACAGUUACACUGAAGAGAGAAGAGGACACACUGAGGACAGAGAUGAAGGACCAGCCUGGAUACCUUCCUCUAGUCAUGAGUAUCACUGUGAAAGGCCUGGCCUCUUUAGGAAAGAUUUAGCUGAAUAGAAACAUUCCUUGUGCUACGUAGUGGAUAUAUGAACUGCACCGCCAGGGAUGAAUUUCAGAAAUGUCACAUUUUAUAAGGUAUUGUUGACGAUUGCAAAGAGGCUUAGAGCAGGAGUAAAAAAUAUAAAAAACAAGAUAAUGCACGUGUGAAGAAAAAUGUAUAAAACAAUAUGAAUAAAUCAAUACAUCAAUU
This is a messenger RNA of Salvelinus namaycush (lake trout), 1977 nucleotides long. RefSeq names its product gasdermin-E-like. The transcript has 10 exons. Gene Ontology annotation, biological process: programmed cell death. The coding region runs from base 310 to 1776 and encodes 488 amino acids. Gene Ontology annotation, cellular component: cytoplasm. Lineage: Eukaryota; Metazoa; Chordata; Actinopteri; Salmoniformes; Salmonidae. The record is from RefSeq and is a predicted model, not a curated record.